GGACAAGGGAUAGGGGUGGAAAGGAACAGGUGGAGGAUUUUCCGGAGCGGAGGUCUGUCUUGCUCCUCCGGGAGCAAACUCAGCCCCCGCUUAGCAGUAUGAUGGGUCAGUUAGGAAAAAGUGAAUGAAGGAGGAGGAGGAAGAAGAGGAGGCGGAGGGAGGUGGCGGCGGUGCUGGCGUUGACUCCGGCGUUGGCGUUGGCUUUGGCGGCUGCAGCAGAUCGAGAAGGAGGAGGUGGUGGUGGAGGAGGAGGAGUAGGGAGCGCGCCUGACUGCCCGGGCCGCACGUCGGGGUCUGGGCGCUCCGCGGCGGCUGCAGUGGCCACUGGAGCAGAGCAGCGCCUCCCCUCUCCCAGAGACCCAUGGACAGCUUGCCGGCCUCCGGGGCCAAGCCCCCCAGCGGGAGGAAGAUGAAAGCUCGAGCUCCCCCUCCUCCUGGAAAGCCAGCUACAACUCCGAAUAUCCAUAGUGGUCAGAAAUCAAACAGAGACUUGGGAAUCCUCCCUCAGCAGAACCUCGUCAACAUGAAAGAAAACCUGAGGAGCAGCAUGGUGGAUGUCAAUGUGGUUUUGCCCAAUGGAGUAGAAAUAAAGAGUGCUGUCAAUGGGAGUCAUGCCAUGAUGGAUCUGCUGGUCGAGCUAUGUCUCCAGAACCACCUAAAUCCAGCCCACUAUACCCUGGAGCUCAGGUCUUUGGAGACCCCAAAACCUUUGAGUUUUAAGCCAAAUACUUUGAUAGGGACUCUUGAUGUUCACACCAUAUUCCUGAAGGAAAAAGUCUCUGAAGACAAAAACAAACCAGUUCGCCAGAAGGUGCCUGAGAAGUCUGUGCGGCUGGUAGUGAAUUAUUUGCGGACGCAGAAGACUGUAGUACGAGUGAGCCCUGAUGUCCCGCUGCAGAACAUUCUCCCAGUUAUUUGUGCAAAAUGUGAAGUCAGCCCUGAUCACGUCAUUCUCUUAAGGGAUAAUAUUGCUGGGGAGGAGCUGGAGCUUUCUAAGUCCCUGAAUGAAUUGGGGAUAAAGGAACUCUAUGCAUGGGACAACAAAAGAGACACCAAUAGAAAAUCACUGGGCAGUGAUGUCGUGGAUAAAGAGAAGAAGAAAUUUCUGGGGUUUUUCAAAGUCAGUAAAAGAAGCAAUAAGGGCUGCUUAACAACUCCCAACUCCCCUUCUGUGAAUUCUCGUUCCCUUACAUUGGGUCCAUCCCUCUCCCUUAGCAACAUCUCUGGAGUAUCAUCAGUAAAGUCAGACAUGAAGAAGCGUAGAGCACCUCCUCCUCCAUCAGCAACACCAUCAGUAACACCAUCAGCAACACCAUCAUUGCCAAGCACCGAGACAUUUGGUCAAGACAAAGUGUCAGAAAAGGUAUCACAAGCAUCACAGAACGAAUUACAGAAGAAAAAGAGACGUGCCCCAGCACCACCAGCACCACCAACACCACCACCGCCACCAUCAACUCCCCUCAUCCCAAACAGGACAGAUGAUAAGGAAGAGAAUAGGAAGAGCACAAUGGGUGUUGGACGGCAGGUGCCACAGAAGCCUCCUAGAGGCUCUCCUCGAGGCCCACCCCAGUUAGUGCUUCCCCCACCCCCACCCUACCCUCCUCCAGACACAGAUAUUGUGGAUUCUCCAGGGUUCCACAAUGAAGCAGAUGGGACAGAAUCCUCAGAACUGGGACCCAAACUAAGCCUGCCACUCAUCCACAAUAGUAAUUGUUCCAUGGACGGUAUGAUCACCGAGCUAUCUGAGGUAGAAGAGACGGCAUCUGUAAGCAGCUGUUUUGCAUCUGAAGAUACAACUACCGAAGACUCCGGAGUCAUGAGCUCUCCAUCAGACAUCAUUUCUCUGGAUUCACAAAACGAUAGUAUGAAGUCCAAAGAUAAAUGGGCUUUAGAUCAGGAAGAUGCUACUGACACAGACAUGACCUGUGCCGGAGAGCUUGGUCCCCCGAGGAGUGCUUCACAUGAGAGUGAUGACUCUGGGAUUACUCAUCUGAGAAAUAAAAGAGCAGUUACAGCAAAGGAUGAUGAUGACAUCUUUAUUAAUGGACAGCUCCAGAAGACACUGGCAGAAUUUGAUGAAGAUCUUGAAGAAAUGGAAGGUGGUUAUGAAAGGGACACCAGCUCUUUCAUGGACUCCACAAACGGUGUACCCAAUUCCCAUGGACGAGAGGUCAUAGUGUCUAAAGAUGAUGCUUACACGAUUCCAGUGACAUUUAUUGGGGAAGUCUUAGAUGAUCCUGUUGAUCUGGGGACUUUCAUCAAUAAAAACAACAAUGCAGGUUCUUUUGAUAUGGAAUAUGUGACUAGCAAAACAACCUACAUGACCGAGAGCCCCAUGUAUGACCAAUCCUACAAGGUAAAAACCAGCCAUGUUCUUGUGAAAAAGAGGGAGAAUAUGUUUGAAUCUCAUGUUACUUCAUCUGAAAUGAAUAAAGAAAAGGACUUGGUACCAUCCAACAACAGCAAAAGUGAACUGAAGCCCAAGGUGGCUUCUUCUACUCCUAAACCUCAAAUAAGUGACUUCUAUUCGAAAGAAGAUAACAAUCAGGGUCAUGAGUCAAAUGGCAUCGAAAGAUCACACCUGACUAAAAAAAUGAUUUCAGAACUGAUGAUGGAAAAGCAAACCAAUGAUAAAAAUGAUCUCAUAGUGCCAUCAUCAUGGUAUUACCGAGGCCAAAACCCAGUAGGACCCAAAGCUGGCCUCACAACCUAUAAAAUUGUUCCUCCAAAAUCAGAGAUGAAAUGUUAUGAUAGAGGAGUAUCCCUCUCAACUGGUGCCAUUAAGAUAGAUGAAUUAGGCAAUCUAAUUAGCCCACAUGUUGAUGGGAAGAAAAACACCUCAACACCCUCUGUUGACGAAAUGGAGACACUUCCCAUUAGGAAAGUAAAGGAAUUCUGGAGGUCCAAUUCCAUAGAGAGACAUCCUGAGGGGCCUGUAGACUAUCCCUCUAAAAGAACUACAUCUACUCUGCCAUUAAAACAACACCAUAAAGAAACUAAACUUAAAGCAGAACCAGAAUUCUUGGACCCAAAACUAAAACUAUCACAACCAGCUACCCUCAAAGUUGAUGAAAACAACUCUGAGCUGGACAGAAACAAGCCACCUGCUACAGCAGUCACCAGCACAACUCAGGCAAAAGCACCAGUUGCCACACCAGCUAACCCUACAGGAGAAGGCCUCUCUUUCCUUAAACCUCAGAGAAGAACAUCAAGCCAAUACGUUGCCUCUGCGAUUGCAAAACGGAUGGAAACUCCUCGAGCCAACACUAGCUCCCUUGGCAAGAGUGAGAAAGAGCAGAGCAGAUGGGAAAGCCGGAACCUUAGACAAGAUUUGGCACCUCCUCUGGAGAAGGAGACUCUAUUAAAUAGCGCACAUCUAACAACAAAAUCAGCUAAAAAUGAUCCCAAAAGGUCAUUCUCUGACUGUUGGGUUGGCCAUGGAAAACAACCAACUAAAACCACCAUUGGAGCCUCUUCUGGGAUGGAAAACAGAGAAGCAAAUAUCAAGCCUCACGCUCAGGACAAUUCUACAGAGAGCUACAAACACAGCAUUAGUGGACCACUUACCACAUCUUCCCCCAAAAUGGAUUAUUCUGUAGAAGUUGUUUGUGGUUACAAUGGAAAGCAGAACUACAACCAAAAGACCAGUUCUGUCUGCGACCCAAAAUGCAAGACAGACAAUGCAAACUCUUCUCUCUCUACGAGGUCGCCAGGAUUCCAAACCUCCAGUGGCAGUGCUCUGAGCUCCACAAAAUGGCCCUGUGUCAACAGCAGUGACCAGAAUGCUUCAGGUGCAAACGAUCAAGGUGUUUCGAAAAGGGAAGACAAAUCCAAUGCCUCAUCUGCUCAUGACAAUGAACUAGAGAAUCCUCUACAGGCCACUGUAUUUGGGCCCAAAAAGAAAUUCAAACCAGUUGUCCAGAAACCAGCACCCAAAGACACUUCCCUGCACAGUGCUUUGAUGGAAGCCAUUCAGACAGCUGGAGGAAAGGAAAAACUCAGAAAGACUGCAGAACACAGCCCAGAGGGAAGUCUGAAGAAACCUUCAUACGUGGAGCCUGAGAGCGAAAGGUCAGCCCUAUUAGCAGCAAUCAGAGGUCACAGUGGUGCCAGCAGCCUGAAGAAGGUCUCAUCUUUAGCCGCAGGAGAACUUCAGAGCUUCCGAGAAGCAGCACUCUCCAAACAAGCCACAGAAGUCCCUCCUCAGGAAGAAGAGCCUCCCAUCCCAGCCCCACCAGUAGUGCCACCACCGCCCCCUCUUGCUUCCAGAGCAUCUUCUGUGUCAAAGGUGACGCCCAGAUUCCCUGCAGCCCCUAUGAAUGACCGUGUAGAUGCAAGGCAAGCUCUCCUGGAUGAUAUUCGUUCUGGCCUGGGGGCCGCAAGAUUGAAAAAGGUCCCGUUGCUUGUUUGAAUAGCAUAUAAAGAACAGAUAAUUGCAAAAGCUAACCCUGUAACACACCCAUAAUCAUCAUUCAAGGACUUGGAGCGGCGAGGAACAUCAUAAGUCGGUAUUACUUUCUUGUCUAUAGGCCAAAAUAUAUGUAGUUAAUUUUCAGCAUGUUCCUGUAUAAUGGUUCAAAGGGAAAAAAUACUUUUCGCUGCCCAGCCUGUGUGCCAAGGAAAUGUGUUCUGCCUCUGAAUAACUAAGGUUGCCAAUGAACUAUUCUUAUUGGCAGGUUAAUAAAAAUAUAAACAUUGUGUAGCCCAGCACUACAGCACUAACACUUAAUUAUCCAUUUGGGCAAAAAUGGAGAGGUCUUUGUCCUCCACUGAUUACAGACAGCCGCCAAGCCUUUUUACCGUAUACAGCUGUUCAGAAAACAUCUCCUCAAGCAGGAGAUAAAAGGGUCAGUGACCAGUUAAAGGCAGUCAGAAAGUAAUACAGGACCUCUGUGUCCUGGGAGGGAUUUUAAAAGGGCGCUGUGACUUUUUCAAAGCUGAAAUUGUCUGAUUCUUGCCUCCACGUAGAUUGGGGAGCCUCAUCCCAUGGUGUUGCCUAGAUCUGUCUCUGACCCACUGUUUUUCUUUAAACAAAUUAUCCUAAUCUCAUGAUAUUUAUCAAACACUUUCCUGUUCAUGGGAUCCAUGCCGGGAGACACUGGAAAGGUGGUUAGUAUCGGACCCUCAGAAUGACCAGGGAGCAGACGGUCUUCAGUGACCGUAGCUUAGGUUGUCUCUGAAGCUCGUCACGGAUGGGGAUAUGAAGUAUAAGCAACAACUGCAAUGCUGCCUGCUGACCCCAAGAAACGUCCUUAGACCGCUUGCUCUCCAGAGAGCACCAAGAAGGGGGAGAUCGUGUGUUUACAUGCCACAGAGAUUAAAUUGGUUUGGGAAAUGACUUUGAGAAUUUUGCUUUAAUGAUUCGUGAUUGGGGACUCAGGCUUAGCCCUUCCAGCUUGCACUCCAGGAUCCUUGCCUUCCCCAUCCUUGUACUAUAAAUCUUCUUAUAGCAUCCUGUUUGGUGUCACCAGUAUUUAUAACAAAGUUUAACUUUUCUUGUAGUAUUCUGUACAUAUCCUUAAAGUAUUUUGUUAAAUUGAAAUAACUUUAAAAGAUAAAUAGCGAUCAUGAAGAUUUUUUUCCUGUUAUCUAUAUCAUCUUGGGGGGAGGGGGGGAAGGGGAAGAAAAUAGAAAAUGUCUGUAUUUUUUUUUAAUGAUUAGUUCAGCUCUGGGCACCAUCCAAAAUGGAAACCUUGUUUUUCAUUGCUUAAACUUAAACCAGAGCUACACAUGUCACUAACUUUCCAAAAUGAGGAGAGCAUUCAGCCAAUUGCUUUUAUCUGCAACUGUCUGUAUUAUCUGACUGUUAGUGCCACAAAUAAAACAAAUUAAGUUGCUAUAA
Molecule: messenger RNA, 5842 nt
Organism: Gracilinanus agilis (Agile Gracile Mouse Opossum)
Lineage: Eukaryota; Metazoa; Chordata; Mammalia; Didelphimorphia; Didelphidae
Gene: COBL
Product: cordon-bleu WH2 repeat protein
Exons: 15
Coding region: 362-4411 (1349 amino acids)
Biological process (GO): actin filament network formation; actin filament polymerization
Cellular component (GO): terminal web; axonal growth cone; actin filament
Molecular function (GO): actin monomer binding
Source: RefSeq, a predicted model, not a curated record